Schizosaccharomyces cryophilus OY26 is the source of this 1179-nucleotide messenger RNA. RefSeq names its product splicing factor Slu7. The transcript has a single exon. Gene Ontology annotation, biological process: mRNA splicing, via spliceosome. Gene Ontology annotation, cellular component: spliceosomal complex. Gene Ontology annotation, molecular function: pre-mRNA 3'-splice site binding. The coding region runs from base 1 to 1179 and encodes 392 amino acids. The record is from RefSeq and is a predicted model, not a curated record. Lineage: Eukaryota; Fungi; Ascomycota; Schizosaccharomycetes; Schizosaccharomycetales; Schizosaccharomycetaceae.
AUGUCUUACAUGAACAACACAUUUCAAUCCAAUUAUGAUUACUCCAAAGAUAAUAACUUUAUGUCGACCGACAUUGGACCCUCCAUGCGGGAGUUGAAAGUACAAAAUCGACGCAGUAGGCCAAUGGAGAAUCCAGGUGCUGACAAUCCAUAUAUUCCUAAAUUCAUUUCGACAGCUCCUUGGUACGCGCAAGAUGAGCAAGCUGUGGAAAGGUUAGCGCAUCAACGACUAGGAAAGAAAGAACCACCCAGUGGUGGCCGCUCUUCUAUUGAGGAAUCUUGGUACGCUCGUGGUAAAAGAGCAGGACCUGCUGCAACCAAAUACAGGAAAGGCGCUUGUGAGAACUGCGGUGCCAUGAGCCAUAAAUUAAAAGAUUGCAUGGAGCGUCCGCGAAAGCGUGGAGCCCGCUGGACUGGAAAGGAUAUCCAAGCAGAUGAAGUUAUACAAGAGGUUGAUGUUAGUUGGGACGCCAAACGUGACCGGUGGAAUGGUUUUGAUGCUAGUGACUAUAAAAAGGUGAUUGAACGAUAUGAAAAGAUGGAUGCUUUACAGCAGAUGCAUAAUAGCACAGAGAGACAAACGGAAGGUACUGAUAACUUCGGAAAAGAUACGCCGUCAUCUACAAAUAAAGAAGAAUCUAACGGUGGUGCAGACUCUGGAGUAACAACGCCCAGUUUGCGUAUGCGUGAAGAUGUAGUCGGUUAUUUACGUACUGAUAAUAAAGGUCUUCAGUACGAACCAAAGUCAAGAUCGAUGCGGGAUACUACAGGGUCUCAUCUUUUGAGCGAUUCCACAAAUGGAUCUGGUUUCAUCAAAGCUUCCGGAGGAGAUAAGGAAGACUUUGAGAAACUACAGACGUUUGCGUGGGAAGCUGAACGAAGUGGAAAUCGUGUGCAUGUAGUGGCUAAUCCAACGGCUGGUGAGUUGGAGUAUCGGAAGAAUCGUCAGUCGAAAGCUGUUAAUCAAAAACAAAUUGAACAGAGCAUCUUGGAAAAGUAUGGAGAUGGGACAGCAAAGAGGAAACGACCUGCAGGACCAUCUUUUCCUUCCAACAGUACAUUAGAUUCUGCUCCUAGUCAACAGGAUGUCUCGAAAAAGGACGACAGCCCCCAGCGGGACUUAAAGACAGAGAAGCCAACCGGUACAGAGAAUGUUACUAUUCUUGAAGGUGAUUUGUGA